GAAAAAGGCAAUGAAUAUGUCAAGACGGGCAAGAAACAUUAUUCGGAUGCUAUUGAUUGCUAUACGAGGGCAAUAAAUCAGAAUGCUUUAAGUGAUACUGAACAGUCAAUUCUCUAUUCAAAUAGAGCUCAUGUCAAUCUUCUCUUGGGAAAUUAUAGACGUGCACUCCUGGAUGCAGAAGACGCAACCAAAUUAAAUCCAAGUAAUUUUAAGGCACUUUAUAGAGCAGCAAAAGCAUCAUUUUCUCUGAAUCUGUUGGCUGAAGCAAAAGAGUUCUGUGAGAGAGGUCUUCAACUGUCGUCAUCUAAUGAAGAACUGAAGAAGCUUGCUAGGCAGAUUGAUAUACAAAAAUCAGAAAAGGAACAGCGUGAUGCUGAAGUGUCUAAAGCAGUAUCUUCUGCUAAGGCCCUUGUUUCUGCAUUCGAAACUAGAAGAUUGAAGAUUGAAAAGGCGAUGUAUCAAGAACUCACUGGACAAAAAAAACCAACAUUAGACAGAAAUAAUAUUCUUCAUUGGCCCGUUCUUCUUCUGUAUCCAGAGGUUAUGUCCAGCGACUUCAUAGAGGACUUCUGUGAGACUGACAUGUUUUCAGCUCAUCUUGAUAUGAUGUUUUCAGAAGGUUGCCCGCCUCUGCCAUGGGAUAAAGAAAAUGCUUACACUCGUGAUGCUAUUGAGUUGUAUUAUGAGGCUUGUGCUGGAGUCUGUUUAUCCAAGCGAGAUAUUCUUCGCUCUCUGCUUGAAGGAACAGCUGCUUCUCAUGUGGAAGGCUUUGGUAAUGAGGAGAAUGGUUCUGCUCAGAGUUCAACCAAGGGUGGCAUUUCGCAAGCGGAUGCUCCUAGAUGGGUCAAAAUUAAUGAGAAAAGAACACUUUAUGAUGUUCUAAAGGAACCGAGUUUUGUUGUUACUGGAAUCCCUGUGUUUUGGGUUGUCUCAAGAAAGUCCAGCUUCCAUAAAGACUUCAAAUCUGGAAAUUGGGCUCCUCCAGAACUGGCAUGAAUUUGUGGAGUAGUUGCAAAUCCCUGAUUAGUUCCGAUUGUCAUGCGAGUAUCCUCAUGUACGAUACACCGUUAUUUAGUGUUUGAUAAUGUAACUUCAGUAUAGUUGAUUUUGUCCAUGUAGAGUAGAGAGAUUUAGGAUUCUUGCUCAUAUUCUGUAGACUGCAGCUGUGCAAAUCUUUAAGGUUUCAGCUGUUUGUAGGUGUAAAAUAAUGGGUAGGAGGGGAAUUGUGUUGGUGUUUACCUGUUAACAAAAUGAAACAUAUUUUAUUCAUUUAUUAAAGGACAUUAUGGGAGAGAGAAUAGUUGUGGUCAUAUAGAAGACUAGACUGUUUAAAAUUA
This is a messenger RNA of Nicotiana tabacum (common tobacco), 1337 nucleotides long. Lineage: Eukaryota; Viridiplantae; Streptophyta; Magnoliopsida; Solanales; Solanaceae. The record is from RefSeq and is a predicted model, not a curated record.